This is a messenger RNA of Anopheles aquasalis, 1735 nucleotides long. Its product is annotated as probable chitinase 2. Gene Ontology annotation, biological process: carbohydrate metabolic process; chitin catabolic process. Gene Ontology annotation, molecular function: chitin binding; chitinase activity. Lineage: Eukaryota; Metazoa; Arthropoda; Insecta; Diptera; Culicidae. The record is from RefSeq and is a predicted model, not a curated record. Gene Ontology annotation, cellular component: extracellular region.
GGAGCGCAUGGCAGCAUUACGAACGGUGUCGUCGUCUGCUUCAAUUCUGUUGAGUGUGUCUUUCCAGGAACGUAACGUUGAAAACGUUUUAAAAUAAUUGCCAACAAACCGUGCAGCCGUUAUCGGUCGUCGCGCAUCAUAUUCUUUCGUCGAUGAUAAACGAAGGUGAACGCAAACUGAUGUAGUGAGUGAGCACCUGAGUUGCAGGUAGCUGUAUUUUGCAUUCGUGGACCAGCCUGUUUGCUAAAAUGCAUAAAUCGAUUGUUAUCAACCGAAUGGUUUUGACUGUAGUUACUUUGAUACUUGCUAGUGAGCUCGCGAAUUCUGCAAUCGUUACCGAUCAUGACCGGGUAGUGACGUGUUACAUCUCAACAUGGGCCGUGUAUCGUCCAGGAUUUGCGUCCUACAACCUAGAGGCGUUCGAUGCUACGCUCUGCACACAUGCUAUCUACGCCUUUGCUGGUCUGGACGAACAAAAUAACACUAUAAAAUCGCUUGACCCUUGGCAAGAUUUAAGAGAAGAUUACGGUAAAGGAGGAUACGAACGCCUCACAAGCAUGCGGAAAUCAAAUCCACACCUAAAGGUGCUGCUAGCUAUCGGCGGAUGGGAGGAGGGAUCAGAGAAAUACUCAAACUUCACAAACAACGCUACCAACCGGCAAGAGUUUGUAAUUAAUGCCUUGGAUUACGUUAGGCAGUAUGAUUUCGAUGGCCUCGAUCUGGACUGGGAGUAUCCAACGCAGCGUGGAGGAGAUCCAGUCGAUCGAGGAAACUUUGUGGCCCUGGUUCAGGAGUUGAGCACACUGUUCAAGAAACACAACCUGCUGCUCACGUCUGCCUUUGCGGCCAGUAAAACAGUGAUUGACGAAGCAUAUGACAUCCCAGCGCUCUCAAACUAUCUCGACUUUCUACACAUCAUGUGCUACGAUUACCACGGAACUUGGGACGGUAAAGUCGGUCCAAAUGCGCCCCUUGCGAGCUCCGAUUUUUUGAGCGUCGAGUACACGAUCAAGCAUCUUCUGAACCUUGGUGCACCAGCUAACAAAAUAGUGCUGGGGUUGCCUUUCUAUGGGCGCACCUUCGUCAGCCGUAUCGUUGGAGCAGGCAUGGGAGACGAUGCCGAAGAAGUUGGCUUCCCUGGUCCGGCCACCAAGGAGAACGGUUUCAUGGGCUACAACGAGUUCUGCGAGGAGCUGAAGCGCAAUCCGAACGACUGGAGGCUGACCUGGGAUGCUGUCUCUGCCGAGAUGGUGGCCACCAAAUCGAAUGACACCGCAUCGCAGGUGGUCGUGUACGAUAGUACGCGAUCGAUCGCCACCAAGGUACGGUUCGCGAUGCGCCACAACUUGGCGGGACUGUUGGCGUGGUCAAUCGAUACAGAUGAUUUUAAUGGCUUAUGCAAACCAGAAUUGGAUACAUAUGAAGAUUUCAUCAUAAAGGGAAAUAUAUCGCGCUUCACAAUUCCGCCACCGGUCAGUGGUAAGUACCCGUUGCUUAAAACCAUCAACAACGCGAUCGUGGUAGCGUCUGAGGAGCUUGCCCAGGAAAAUGUCACUCCGGAUGUUCCAGAAGAUGUUACGGCAGAUGAAACAGAACCGUAUGACCCAUCAGCUGCACGGUCCUUAGACGCUACGACAUCAGUCGCACACCUUAUCGUGCUAAUUAGUUUUCUCAAGGUUAUUGCGACCUCUUUUCAAUCCUUGAAUUUUUGAAUAAAAUCUUAACAAAGCAGUUA